Caenorhabditis remanei is the source of this 402-nucleotide messenger RNA. RefSeq lists its product as uncharacterized. The transcript has a single exon. Bases 1 to 402 code for a protein of 133 amino acids. The record is from RefSeq and is a predicted model, not a curated record. Lineage: Eukaryota; Metazoa; Nematoda; Chromadorea; Rhabditida; Rhabditidae.
AUGCCAUUCUCAUUCGGAGUCAAGCAAUAUGUCAAAGUUAUUGCAAUUGUUCAUCUAAUUUACGCAAUUGCAUUCAUAAUUGGACUAGAAUCCAACAACCAUAAUUAUCAUUUGAAAAUUCUAAUCUCUUCAUUUCUUAUCUUUUGUUCUUUCUUCAUCAGUGUCGACGCCUUUUCAAUGAUUUUCACUGAUCAAUAUCUUCUCUGUGAACAUCGAGAAACGAGAGAAGAUUUUGAAACUAAAAAACCAAUUGGAGGAACAAUUUGCCACGUGGCAAUCCGGAGAGCUUUCAACAAACGAAAGGAUUUGGGAGAUCUUCCAGCUGAUUUUCAGUAUGAUGAUGAUAUUAAAUUGCAUCCGAAAUGGUAUACGAAAUAUCAACCUUCGUGUACGGCUUAUUAA